This is a messenger RNA of Spodoptera littoralis (African cotton leafworm), 987 nucleotides long. The record is from the annotation of a GenBank genome assembly. Lineage: Eukaryota; Metazoa; Arthropoda; Insecta; Lepidoptera; Noctuidae.
AUGGAGAAUCAUAAUUUAAGUUGUGAGCCCAUGGACAUUGAUACUAGCGGUCAUUCGGUUCGAGACAUGGAUAUUUCUUAUGAUGAGCCGUUCUACAUGUCGACUGUUAUAAAAACUGAAAAAGAAGAUUUUCCCUCUGAAGAAACACAACUAAUUACCGACAAUACGAUCUCGGACAUCCAACCAACUGUGAAGAAAUUCCAUAUAAACAUGCAAAGACCAACCAAAAGUUACAAAAAUGUUUUAUUCCAGCCAGUUACCAUUGGUAUGGUAAUAUUAAUGUCCAUAUUUGCACUUCAUAUAUAUAGUUUAAAGUGCUUUGAUGAUUUUAAUGUAGAAGAGUUAAGAGACACACUUACGAACCAAGUAUUUGGCCAGUCAGAAGCUAUCAAUUCAAUACUGGAGACAUUAGAACAACAAGAGCGAAGUAAACUUAUUAUCUUUUCAGGAGGAACAGGUGUUGGGAAAACUUUAAUAUCUUCUAUCUUGCUGAACAGUCUGGGACCAUGUUCUAAUGUAUAUCACUACACCAUGCCUGGUUUUAUAAAUACAUUCUCAACAGACUUUAUGUAUGGUUUGACCAUGUGUAAGAAGUCAUUGCUAAUAGUGGAUGACUUGACUGCUAAUGAUAUUAUGCAAAGCAAAAUACAUAUACAGAAAGUUAUAGAAAAAAGUGAGUACUUAGCAAAAGAAACCACUGUGAUUUUAAUAUAUAAUUGUUAUGAAUCAACUGCCGAUUUUAAAAGAAACUGUGAUGAGUCUUUUCGUCAUAAAUUAUUGGAGAACUUUAGUGAGAUAAAAGUUUUAAAAAGGUUUGUUGAAUUCAAACCUCUUACAAAGUAUCACUUAAAGCAAUGCAUCAGGCAAGAGUUAGCUGACAGACAACUAAAUGACAGGGAACUGGAGGAUGUGUUGAGAAACUUCAAUGUGGAUGUUGACGGCUGCAAAGGUGUUCACUCAAAGAUGAAGUAUUUGAAUAUUGUUUGA